AGCGUGUGCCGCGAUCCCGCGUCUGUGAUUCGGCUGAAGAGAGAAAAACUGGUGAUUUAACUGAAAAGAUGGCAUUAAUCAAAGAGGAGAGUGAAGAUGUGAAGAUUGAAGAAACAUUCAGAGUCAAACAUGAAGAUACUGAGGAACAAACAGACCUGAUGGUGCUGAAAGAGGAGAUUCAAGAUCUGAAUGAGAUGGAAGAGAAAGAUCUGCAUGAAAAACAUCAAGUUUUCAUAACUAGAGAAAAAUCUUGUAGUUUUUCACAGACUGAACAUACUUACUCUCAAAAAAGAGCUCAGAAGUCUAGAUCUAGAACCUGCCAACAAUGUGGAAAGAUUCUGAACAAAAAAGAAAGCAUUAAAGCUCAUAUGAGAAUUCACACCGGAGAGAAGCCUUACUCCUGCCAACAGUGUGGAAAGAGUUUCCCACAAAAAUAUAAUCUUAGGAUUCACAUGAGAAUUCACACUGGAGAGAAGCCUUACUCCUGCCAACAGUGUGGAAAGAGUUUCUCACGAAAAGAAGGUCUUAUGAUUCAUGUGAGGAUUCACACUGGAGAGAAGCCUUACACAUGCCAACAGUGUGGAAAGAGUUUCCCUCAUAAAGCAACUUUGCAUUCUCACAUAAGGCUUCACACUGGAGAGAAGCCUUACAGCUGCCCACUGUGUGGAAAAACUAUGAACCACAAAGGACAUCUUAGAGCUCACAUGAGAGUUCACACUGGAGAGAAGCCUUUCACAUGUGAUCAGUGUGGAAAAUGUUUCGUACGUAAGGAAGGCCUUAGUAAGCACAUGGAGAUUCAUUCAAGAGAGAGCAGUUUUUUAUGCCCUCAGUGUGGAAGUACAUUCACAGACAGGAAACACUUUAAGCGCCACGUAAAAACUCACAUCGUACAAGAGCCUUUGAUGUGUCAUCACUGUGGAAAGACUUUCACAAAAAAAGCACGCCUCAAGACUCAUGAGAAUUCACACUGGACAGAAACCUUUAACGUGAACAAUGUGGAAUGAGUUUCUGACAGAAAACAACCCUUUAUAUACCCACAGAGAGGCCUUUUCAUGUAACUUCAGUGUGUGUUUCAUAUAUCAAAUAGAUCUGAAUAGUUAUUUGUGAACUUAUUAUUAUGAACUUGUGAAUUAAUUGUGGCAAGAGGUUUAGAAAAUGGAGCAGUUUCAAAGUUCACCUGUGCACUGGAGAAAGUAGGGUACCUGUGGGAC
This is a messenger RNA of Carassius carassius (crucian carp), 1211 nucleotides long. RefSeq names its product gastrula zinc finger protein XlCGF7.1-like. The record is from RefSeq and is a predicted model, not a curated record. Gene Ontology annotation, biological process: regulation of transcription by RNA polymerase II. Gene Ontology annotation, molecular function: RNA polymerase II cis-regulatory region sequence-specific DNA binding; DNA-binding transcription factor activity. The transcript is spliced from 3 exons. Lineage: Eukaryota; Metazoa; Chordata; Actinopteri; Cypriniformes; Cyprinidae. The coding region runs from base 69 to 1004 and encodes 311 amino acids.